UGGGAAUCGAGACGCCAGUGAGGCCGUCUGAGCGCGUUUCAAAGUGGACUAAUCUGAUCAGACAAUACACUGUAACGGCACUGUAGCUGACGCAAUCCAGCCUCUCUCAGUAGUUGUCCCGCUUCUUCCGCGUCCGUCUUUCGUCAAAGCAUCUCCUCUCCUUCGCAUCCCAACUUUAUUGUAUAAUUGCAAUUUAUCAAAACUCAAUCAUUUGACUAUUAUAAUAUCUGGCGCGCGUCAUUUCCAUCACGAUGCGGUCUGCUCUCGCUGUAGCCUGGCUGCUUCCCACGGGCGGCCUGGCGUCUGUUUUGGGCGCUAACCAGCAAGUGGUUCUCGCGCCUCCAAUUGAUAGCGAGCCUUCUACCCAUGACUGGUGGACUGAGAAUAUCGCAGCCUUUACGUCUUCGGCUCAAGAUGUCAUCGAUUCUGUCACUCAAGCUGCUGCUGGCACAGAUACCCGCCUCCGCAACAAGGUCUUGUCCGAUCUCAAGUAUGUGAGCGACAAAGUCAACAGCCAUCUCUUCUCUACAGACAAACCCGAGACGGAGGAGUCGACUAUCUAUGAACUCAUUAGCAACCAUCCAGAGACAUCCAAGUUCGCCGAAUAUGUCUCCAAGUUCUCUGAUGUCGUGGACAUACUGAACAGCACCGACGCCAGCAACACUCUCUUUAUCCCAACCAAUGAAGCCUUUGAGCAUAUUCUUCCCCACCGCCACUGGCCCGAAGAAUAUAUCAAAGAGAUAAUUAAAUACCAUAUUGUACCAGGAGAGUACAGGGCGCGAAAGGUUUUGUCUGCGUACACAUUGCCAACUCUCCACAACGAGCAAGCUCUCGGCAAUGAACCUCAGCGUCUAAGACCCAGUGUUGGAUUUCGAGGAGCCAAGAUUAACUUUUACAGCUCGCUUGUCAAAGCCGAUGUGAAAGCAAACAACGGUGUAGUCCAUGCGGUAAACCGUAUCCUUGUCCCUCCCCCUGUGGUCGGCCUUAUCUUGACUGCCUUGCCAUCUCACUUCUCGAGCUUGCUUCUUGCCUAUGAGCGUACUGAUUUUGUCAAGUUUGUUCAUGGCCAGAAGAUCGCUGGGUCGACCAUGUUCGCACCCUCUAACCGUGCGUUCGAGAGACUUGGCCCCAAAGCAAAUGACUUCCUCUUCAACAACCCAGAGGGCCGCAAGUACCUGAGCGCGCUGCUUAAGUACCAAAUUGUACCCAACAUCACGCUAUACAGCGACCACACUUAUGACAAGCGCCAGACCAAGGGUCAGCUGCGCAUGGCUGAGCACAAUGAGCUCACCACUCUGUUGGAUGGUGCCUCCCUUGGGGUCGAUACCGCCAGAUUCUUGGGUUUAAUUGUGAUCCGCGUGAAUGGAUUUAUUGACGUCGCUGUUCAUGAUGUCGUUUCCAAGAAUGGAGUCAUUCAUCAAGUAGACAGAAUGCCCCUGCCGCCGCGCAGAAAGUCAAAGGGCUUUUUUGCGACCGAGGAUGAAGUUUCCAUUGAUGACCUCAAGGAACGUCUAGAUGAUUAUCUAUGAUCCAGUGCUUUUUCCUUCCAUUUUUGGAUGAUCUGACUAUAUCGUCUUAUUUAUUGUACUGAUAUACGCAUUUAUUGAUACAUAUUUCACUCAAUGCCGACUUUACUCUGACACUUCGUUUAUUAUCUGACAAAAUUAUAUGUAACAACUAAUCAGAAUCAAAAAAAUAUAUCAACCAUUGUCCUGCU
Molecule: messenger RNA, 1717 nt
Organism: [Torrubiella] hemipterigena
Lineage: Eukaryota; Fungi; Ascomycota; Sordariomycetes; Hypocreales; Clavicipitaceae
Source: the annotation of a GenBank genome assembly